AUGAAUAAAUUACGGCUGAGAGCGAUCAACGACCAGAGGCCGCGAAGCUCUCUGAACUCUGGGCAAUUUGCUGAGACAAGGGACCACCACGAUGAUUCUCAGAACGAUCGACCGAAUAAGCGCAUCAAAAAAGCAGAUCUAAAUCGACCACACAGCACGAUAUCCAACUUCUUCGCUCCCAAAUCACGAUCAAAACCCUUGGAACAGAUCGAAGACGACGGGCUGGUUGGAGUAAAGCAUCCAUGGUCGCACGACCUGGUCAGAGAUGGCUCACAGGCUGAAACUAUCGAGGGUUCGAGCGUUACCAGCAACGGCAAGGGUGCAGCAGCUACGAGCAGUCUGCAUGAAUACCGCAGCGUUAGUAGUCGCAAUAAUGUCAAGCCAAGCCGACGAAGACGAAGACCGCACGAAAGCAAAACAUCUACAUCACCCAUCACGAUCGACGACGACGACACGAAUGCUAUCGCACAUCGAAACCUCCCUCCCCCGCCUCAGCAUGUUCCGAAUAGUCCGGAUUGCUUAGUUACUGAACCGCCACCGGCCAAUAUCAUUUCCGAUGUUGUUCAGUCAAAGAGGCCAGCCGCAGAGUACACGCAGAACGCACCGAAACGAUUCAAGCCCUUGAAUGAGUCUGACGAUGAGCUUUCGAGGCCCGGAACUUCUUCCGGUCGAGACGCUGCCAAGAGGUCCACUGCUGGGAAGCUAAUAUCUCGAUCUCCUCAGUCACGGUCUCAAAGAGGCGAUAUUCAGCCCACAGCCUUCAAAUCGGUAAAACCUGUUGCGAGUCAUCAAAGUCUCGCAUCAAAAGGGCCACCGCAAGAUGAUUUGACUGUGGAUGCUGCCGUUUGUGGGCAAUUAUUGUUCCCAUCCAAAGAUAGACUGGGUAGCGUUAGGCUUCAUCUCGAUGCAGAUGUAGCAUGCCCCGUUCAUGAGACUGGACUCGAUCUUGCAUGGCUCAACAUUUCGAAGAAAAAGAUCAACCACGUGGAGCACGGCAACUCCCAUAGUCCUAUUGUUGCCAUCAAACGAGCAGCUAAUGGACAGGUCAAUGGCACCUUGGUGUUGAAAUUCGCCCAUGCCAUUAAUGCCACUUUAUUCAUCAAAUGGCUGCUCGGGUCGUCAAGAGUCAUUGAAAAGUCUCCGGAGUACUUGACUAAAGUUUUUGAUCAUGCCAUGGGAAUCGCUCAAGAUUACAAAAACCAUUCUAUCGAACAGCCUGGCCCAACUACACCAAACAACGUAGUCAAAGCGAAUGAUUGGAGACCACAGUCUCAUUCUACUCACAGAGACCCUUUUCUAGGAUCGCCCAUCUCACCCAGGCGUGUUAAGCUUAAGGAUAAGAUGCAGGGUCUUCCUCCGCCGAAAGAAAAGGACACACAAAAGGAGCUGGUGGACAUUGGAGAUGUGUAUGCAGGGUUGACUCGCAGCCAUGGACCUAACACUCGACGCACAAGGCAGUCAACUCCACCGACACGCCGCGAAAGGACUCCCGAUAGAUGGACAGCUCAAAAUCCAGACUGGGACAAGGACUGGCAUAGAUCCUUGGUAUACCCCCCAACUGGAAAGAACCGUGCAACUGUCGACAAGGAUGAUAUCCAACGGCUGGACGAAGGAGAGUUUCUCAACGACAACCUUAUCAGCUUCUACCUUCGUUAUCUGCAAGUCCAGCUCGAAAAGGAACGGCCCGAAAUUUUGGAAAAGGUGUAUAUUUUUAACACAUUCUUUUUCGAAAAACUGAGGUCGAAUCGCACCAAGAUCAAUUAUGAAGGUGUGAAAGCCUGGACUGCCAGGGUUGAUCUUCUCUCUUAUGAAUACAUUGUGGUUCCAGUCAACGAGAACGCCCACUGGUACCUGGCUAUUAUAUAUAAUGCGCCCUGUCUUCUCCCUCAAGAAGUGAAAGCAGAGACGGCCACGAAACACGAACCCUCAAAUUCACAAGAGGCGAUAGUCGUUGAGGAUAACGACCAGGUAGCUGACGAUUCAAAGAGCCCCCCUGCUGGCCAGACACCACCUGCUGCGGAUCUUGAUGUCGAGGUUUCUCGAUCAACCAGAAGCCGGGCAACAAUUGACAACAAGGUUAUCUUAUUGAACGAUGAGAACGUGACAAAUCCAGAACCCGCUGCCAAGUCCACCAAGCGAAAGUCGACUGGAGGAAACCAGAAGUUCAGCACUGAUGAGCCGAGGAUUCUUACUCUUGACUCGCUAGGUUCACCACACCCGCCAACCUGCAGGUGUUUGCGAGACUACCUAGUCGAGGAGGCGAAACACAAAAAAGGGCUCGAAAUCAUCAACACCCCAGGAGGUAUGACUGCUCGAGGGAUCCCACAACAGGACAACUAUUGUGACUGUGGUGUGUAUGUAUUGGGUUACAUGGAAAACUUCCUUAAGAACCCAGACGAAGCCGUUCGAAGACUGCUCCACAAAGAGGAUACUCAGUGGAUUGUUAAGCCCCAAGAAAUCCGCGCCAAGGUGAGAAAUCUUCUCUUUGGGUUUCAGAAGGAGCAACAUUUGCGGCUGGAGAAGGAAAAGGAGCUGAAGAGACUACGGAGGGCAACGAAGGGUCCCGUCUCAUCGCCACAGGUGGCCCCAUCCUCCCCUCAGGUGCCCCUGGGGGAGCCACAGACGCCGCAAGUCAAGCGUGCACAGGAAAGCCCUAUAGAGACCGGUGCUGGUCGUGCGACACCGGGAACGCCUCGACAGACAGCCACUACUUCGGCAUACUUUGCAGUUGCUCCAGAGAAUCCGAUCCAACCCCAAACUCCUAAAAGGGAUGAGGAGCCAUCCUUCGUCCAACCUUUAAGGGACGACUCGAGCAACGAGUCUAAGGCCUCUAGCUCUGGAGAUGCCUAUCAUUCAGCACGUUCCUCACCUGCGGAUAAUGUGCCGCAGGUGCUUUCUGAGCUAAACAGAGAAGUGCCUCCAUAUCGCGGCGAGCGAGUGGCGAUCAAGCAGCCGUCAACGCCCCAUUUUGUACAGAGAUUAUCAGAAUCGCCUAGUGAGGUUCGUCCAACAGCCAGCUCAUCAACUGUUAAGAAGAUCAGUUCGCCGCCGUUGACUUUGGCUACGAGACGACGCCCCUCGCCAUCAGUUGCCCAAGGUCGUCGGGAUGUCAUUGAUCUUGAGUCACAUGUUAUUGAAAGUAUAGAAGAUGACAGACCUCCUCCUAAAGGACCGCAGUACGAUGGGAUUGAUCGAUCUAUCGAUUUGACUUCAUGA
Molecule: messenger RNA, 3216 nt
Organism: Fusarium sp. VM40
Lineage: Eukaryota; Fungi; Ascomycota; Sordariomycetes; Hypocreales; Nectriaceae
Source: the annotation of a GenBank genome assembly